ACCCUCUCAUAGGUGCUCACACUUAACAAGAACACCUGAACAACAGAGGAGGAGCUUCUUUACCUGGAUCUGAAGUGGUUUUGUUUGCCUCCUACUGAGUUUUGUGUCUGAGAAGAGAAGAGACAAUAAGCCAGCAUGUCGAUGGGUAUGGAGAUCGUGGGCAUUUCCCUUGGAGCCCUAGGUUUCAUCAUUGCAAUAGUGACAUGUGCCCUGCCAAUGUGGAGGGUUUCAGCCUUCAUUGGAGCCAACAUCAUCACCGCUCAGAACGUCUGGGAGGGUUUAUGGAUGAACUGUGUCACACAGAGCACAGGCCAGAUGCAGUGUAAAGUUUACGACUCCAUGCUGGCCUUGCCUUCAGAGCUGCAGGCAUCCAGAGCGAUGACCAUCAUCUCCAUCAUACUGGGGGUGCUCGGCAUCAUGAUCUCUAUUGUUGGGGCCAAAUGCACCAACUGCAUCGAAGACGAGGCAUCCAAGGCUAGAGUGAUGAUUGUGGCAGGAGUCCUCUUUGUCCUUGCUGGCCUUUUGGUCCUCAUCCCUGUAUCCUGGACUGCCAGCGUCACCAUCCGAGAUUUCUACAACCCCAUUGUGCCAUCUGCUACGAAGAGGGAGCUGGGGGCCUCACUCUACAUCGGCUGGGGAGCCGCCGCCUUGCUCCUUAUUGGUGGAGCGAUGCUGUGUGCCAGCUGCCCGCCAAAAGAAAAGAAGUAUAAGCCACCAAGAAUGGCUUAUUCUGCCCCCCGCAGCACCAGCGGUGGAGGAUACGACAGGAAGGAUUAUGUAUGAGUGAACAAGGAGGCUGAAAAAAUGAUCUGGAACAUCAGAUAUUUAAAGUGUAUCUUGUUUUUUUGCACAUAAGUUCUGUGUGUGUGUUAUUCUUGCUGUCUGAAACGAUGGGGUGAAACCCACGAAAAGACUCCGAGUUGAAGGGAUGUAUGUGUAAAUAUUGAUCUCUUUGCUUCAUCUGAGGUGUUUAUUGCUAUAGUUUUAAAACAAUUGCUGUGCAUUAAUUCCUUAAGUGUUUCUUGUUUUAGAUCCUUGAUUUAAUGCCUAUUUUCCUAUGUAAAUUUUGUAUUCAUUUCUGUGGCAUUACGUGUAUUUAAGAAAACACCUGCUUUUUCCGUGUGUGCUGCUCUAUAAUUAGCUUUUGGCUUGCUGGUGUCCUGUUUCACUGAAACUUUCAGUUAAAAUGCUGUGUGUCAUUUCACUAACAAUGACAAGGAAGAGCCAGCUCUCAUUUUACAUGGAUUUGGUUGUGUGAUUGUUCAGUGUGUAAGUGAGUGUGCGUGUGUAUGUGUGUUUUGCAUGUAUUAUUUGCUUAGGAAAGUUUCUGCUGAGACUGAAACUGUAGAUGGCUUCAUGAUAUGGCCUCAGGAAAAAAACUUUUUUUUCUUCCUUACAGUUUCACAGUUUGAGGUCAUUUUUUUCAGUUUGGACAAAAAGUUACUGUUAAUGUGUAAAUUUAUUUUGUAUUUCUGUAAUAAAAUGUACUUAUAUUGUAUUUGUAACCCAUAUAUUCUCUGAUACUGUGCUUUAAAUUGUAUCUCUUAAUUUUUCCACAUUUUGCGUGUUUUCUUUCAUGUGAAGUUUUAAACAACUGUUUCAACAACUUUAAAAGACCUGUAAGUGUGUGUUUUGGGUAGAUGACACCCUACAAUAAUAGGAUAUUUGUUUUCUGAUAAGCAGCAGGAUGUUACUAUGAAGUUACAAAUACACUAUAUGUUUUAUUUAUCUUCAGUUGCUUUUAAUCAGAUUUUGACUGUUUAACCACAUUAUCUCAGAUCAUAUUUACAAAUGUUCAACCAACAAAUUAUUCAUAAUUCAAAAUGUUUUGAUUGCUCCAAAUUUCAAUAAAAGUCACAUUAAA
Sphaeramia orbicularis (orbiculate cardinalfish) is the source of this 1864-nucleotide messenger RNA. Its product is annotated as claudin-3-like. The record is from RefSeq and is a predicted model, not a curated record. Gene Ontology annotation, cellular component: bicellular tight junction; membrane. NCBI's taxonomy places the organism in Eukaryota, Metazoa, Chordata, Actinopteri, Kurtiformes, Apogonidae. The transcript has a single exon. Gene Ontology annotation, molecular function: structural molecule activity. Bases 136 to 783 code for a protein of 215 amino acids.